Tremella mesenterica DSM 1558 is the source of this 825-nucleotide messenger RNA. RefSeq lists its product as uncharacterized. Bases 1 to 825 code for a protein of 274 amino acids. The transcript has a single exon. Lineage: Eukaryota; Fungi; Basidiomycota; Tremellomycetes; Tremellales; Tremellaceae. Gene Ontology annotation, biological process: translation. The record is from RefSeq and is a predicted model, not a curated record. Gene Ontology annotation, molecular function: structural constituent of ribosome. Gene Ontology annotation, cellular component: mitochondrial large ribosomal subunit.
AUGAGACUUGACCUUCCCUUCGUAUCCCUCAGAAGACCUAUCCGACAAGUCCGAAACUUCACUACCAACUCACAACCUCAUCCUCCCAUCAUUUCCUCAAUUCCAACUCUAUCCGACUCGCGUCAAUAUACAAAUCGUAAGACAUUUCUUUACGCUUAUUAUUCUUAUCUCUUCCAUCGAUCUAAUCUCGUUCUACUGUUCGCUCAUGACAAUCUUUCCGUGAAAGAUUUACAAGCUAUACGUAAGAAUAUACGUUCUAUCCCUCUAACCAACUCAACCUCUCCAGUCUUGCUCCCUAACAACCAACCACAACCACAUCUAUCUGAAGAAAUAACGAGUGGAGGAAUAUCAAAUGAAAAAGCCACUCUCACCAUCUCCCGUACUGGUGUUUUGUCCGCCGUCACACGUUCUUUAUCCCUUACUUCGACUCGAUCUCAUUCUUCUUCACUCACAUCUCUUCUUGAAGGUCCAACGGCUCUCAUCACAUGUCCAGAUUUAUCUCCUCGUUACUUGUCCAGACUUCUAUUAACAAUCCAACGGACGAUCAAAAGUCGGAAUAGAGACGGUGUGGAAGAGAAGAAACAGCCGACAUUACGACUCGUUGCUGGUGUUUUGGAAGGGAGAUUGAUGGAGGUUUCCAGGGUAGAAGGAGUGAGCAAAUUGGGAGAGAUGGAUCAAUUGAGGGCGGAAUUGGUAGGGUUGUUACAGAUGCCAGGGAGGCAAUUGGUAGGUGUUUUAGGACAGGCUGGAGGAGGUGGGUUGGUGAGGACUUUACAAGGGUUGGAAUUAAGUCUGAAAGAGAAACAGGGGGAGAUGAAAGUGUGA